This is a messenger RNA of Paramacrobiotus metropolitanus, 381 nucleotides long. RefSeq lists its product as uncharacterized. The coding region runs from base 100 to 381 and encodes 93 amino acids. The transcript is spliced from 2 exons. The record is from RefSeq and is a predicted model, not a curated record. Lineage: Eukaryota; Metazoa; Tardigrada; Eutardigrada; Parachela; Macrobiotidae.
UAUACGGGCAAGCGAAGAAAGAUCUGCUACUAGUUUAAAGGAUCCAAAAAUCCCGAAAAUUUGAUAAAAUUUUGCAAAGUUAAAAAACCACUAGGUGUUAUGUUUAUCGCCGGAAUUUUUUAUCGUGGCCUAACAGUGAUCCGGUUCAUUCCUCCCACUCCUAAAAUAACCGCCGAUCUCUACAUACAAAACGUGUUAGAGCCAUUGGUGCAAGCAGACUUCCCCCGUGUCUAUCCAGGUGAAGAAAGGAAGGUAGUACUGCAUCAGGACUCUCUCCCUAUUUCAAUUACCCUGAGCCGUCAAAUACUUCUUUUCUGGCGUUAUCGUGUGGAGUUGAUGGCAGAGAAGAAGGGCUUUCAGAUGGAGCAAAUAUUAAAAUAA